Plutella xylostella (diamondback moth) is the source of this 1184-nucleotide messenger RNA. RefSeq lists its product as uncharacterized. NCBI's taxonomy places the organism in Eukaryota, Metazoa, Arthropoda, Insecta, Lepidoptera, Plutellidae. The record is from RefSeq and is a predicted model, not a curated record.
AAGAACGAAAACUUUCUCAUUCUGAUUAUAAUUAUUUUCACUUUAUUAUUACGACUCUCUAGAAAUACAAUUUAAGUUACUUACUUACCUAUUAAUACUAUUGAAUCGUUGAUUUCCGUAUGGAUAGAUUUAUAGUCAGAGAGGCGAGAACAGGAACCGGUUUUUCACCGGGACAAAUGAUAGCAUUUGCGCAAAAUUCGCCGACUAAUAUGAUUCCGGACGGCGUAUAUUACGAGGGACAGCACGGGAGUAAAUUCCCCGGCAUGCAGCUAGGCACUGUGAAUGCUGCUGGAUUUAUGGGCAUUGUUCAUGCAAGCCCGUCGCCGUAUGCACAAGCCGGGAUGAAUGUUGCCAUGUCACCAGGCCAAGGGCAAUAUGUGUCUGGCAUAGAUCCGACGUACCUAACAGCUUAUUCUAGCAACAACGUUGCAUACAUUGCUAAUGGCGGAAUGGCGAUGGGUGAGACCAACCAGAGUUUCAGUGCGCCGUAUCAGAACCGCAAUUACGCCGGCGUUGACCGAAAUAAAUCUGUGGCUUUCAGUCCACAAGCUUCAGGCCACGGAGCAACAAGACAAACCGCUACAGUAAACUCCUUUGCCCCGGUAAUGCAAGAAAACGUACCUGCAGUUACUGAAAAGAUUCACUCCAAAGUAAAUGCAGAAGUGAAUAGACAACCUGCUACCAAAACAUCACUCAACGUGGUCAAAGCAAAACAAGAACGGGAAACUCCGAAGAAUCCUGAACAAACACUUGUUCUAACGCGCGCAGACCGCCUGAAGGCUAUACAUAAAGGCGGACCAAGAGCAUUUUCCGGGCCAGUGGAAAAGGUACUUAAAUGGCACAAGGCCCUUCAAGACAUCGGCGUAUUGGUUAUAUACGAGAUAGUUGCAAAAUGCGUGUCCGUGAAAUCUGGUGAUUCCUGCGCCAAACACCUGGUGAUCAGGGACUCGGGCGGGCCGGCCAUGCAGGCGCACUACUACGAGGUGGACUUCCUGCUGCCCGACCUGACGCCCCCUUGCACUGUUAGAGUGGUAGGCCGCAUGAUAGCCGGCUCGUGCCGACUGCAAGCGUUCAACGUGCGCUUAGCGAGCGGCGACGACGUGGCGACGUUGCCGCGCCGCGCCGCCGUCGCCGCGCACCACGUCGCCAAGCUCUGCAACGAGCUCAACAUACAAUUGCCAUGA